Molecule: messenger RNA, 2987 nt
Organism: Limanda limanda (common dab)
Lineage: Eukaryota; Metazoa; Chordata; Actinopteri; Pleuronectiformes; Pleuronectidae
Exons: 5
Coding region: 796-2301 (501 amino acids)
Biological process (GO): regulation of transcription by RNA polymerase II
Cellular component (GO): nucleus
Molecular function (GO): DNA-binding transcription factor activity, RNA polymerase II-specific; RNA polymerase II cis-regulatory region sequence-specific DNA binding
Source: RefSeq, a predicted model, not a curated record
UAGCUGCUGGUAUUAGCUGGUGUUAGCUGCUGUUAGCUGGUGUUAGCUGCUGGUAACUAUGGUAGGUGCUGGUAGCUGCUGUUAGCUGGUAUUAGCUGGUGUUAGCUGCUGGUAACUAUGGUAGGUGCUGGUAGCUGCUGGUAACUAUGGUAGGUGCUGGUAGCUGCUGUUAGCUGGUGUUAGCUGCUGGUAGCUGCUGGUAGCUGGUGUUAGCUGCUGGUAGCUGCUGGUGUUAUCUGGUAUUAGCUGGUAUUAGCUGCUGGUAUCUAUAGUAGGUGCUGGUAGCUGCUGGUAGCUGGUGUGAGCUACUGUUAGCUGCUGUUAGCUACUUUUAGCUGGUAGCUGCUAUUAGCUGGUGUUAGCCGAGGUUGUCUUCUUUUAGCUGGUGUUAGCUUCUGUUAGCUACUGGUAGCUGCUGGUAACUAUGGCAGCUUCUGUUAGCUACCUUUAGCUGCUUAUAGCUGCGGUUAAGUGUUAGCUUCUGUUAGCUUCUGUUAGCUUCUUUUAGCUUCUGGUAGCUGCUGGUAGCUGGUGUUAGCUUCUGGUAGCUGCUGGUAGCUGGUGUUAGCCGAGGUUGUCUUCUUUUAGCUGGUGUUAGCUACUGGUAGCUGCUGGUAACUAUGGCAGCUUCUGUUAGCUACUUUUAGCUGCUUAUAGCUGGUGUUAGCUGAGGUUAUCUUCUUUUAGCUGAUGCUAGCUGCGGUUAGCUGCUGGUAGCUGGUGUUAGCUGAGGUUAUCUUCUUUUAGCUGAUGCUAGCUGCGGUUAGCUGGUGUUAGCUGGUGCUAGCUGGCAGGAUGAGCUCCUUCGUGGCCCUUCACACUCAGCUGGCCACCGUCAUGGAGUCUUUGGUUCACGCUGCGGUGGCGGAGCUCCAGAAGCUGGUGGAGAACAGCUCGACCUUCCUGGAGCUCGGGACCGAAGAGGAGCUGCCUCUGCCGGCCAGAGUUUCAUCAGAGAGCCGGGGGAAGACGGUGCUGUUCGCCUCCAUCAUGGAGACCCUGGGGAACGAGGCUCUGGGGAAAAUUCUGAACAUCGUGGAUGAAGCCGAGCUGGUGUCCGGACGGAGUGGGAAGAGGCCACAGACCAGCGUCCUCAACGUCCUAAACAACACACAAGUCGAGUCGGAACACUCGUACGGCGUCCGACUGCAGAGCUGCGACACGGACAGGUCGCCACAGACGUCGCUGCUGACCGAACCAGAGAAGGAGACGCUGGAGGAUCCGUUUGUGCCGGCGGUGACAGUCAAAGACGAACUUGGAAACAUCGACCUAGGAGCCAUCGCUGAGAGAGCUCACGAUGAAGCUCAGCCUCUUCUACUCGACCGGCAGGAGGACAUUUCCGCCUCCCCUGAGUUUGUUCUUGAGAGCGUCACCUGGAAGUACUUCAUAUGCACGCCGUGCGGCAAAUCCUUCACGUCUCAGAGCAACCUUAAGAGCCACCAGCGCAUCCACACUGAGGAGAAGCCGUUCUCCUGCAGCAUCUGCGGCAGAGCGUUCCGUCAGAGGCAGAGCAUGCAGAGCCACACGCGCAUGCACACGGGCGAGCGGCCGUACAAGUGUCCCGAGUGCGAGAAGUGUUUCACCAAACUGACGCAGCUGAAGACGCACGCCAUCAUCCACACGGGGGAGAAGCCGCACGGCUGUGAGGCGUGUGGCAGCCGCUUCAGCCUGCUGCAGAACCUGCACCGCCACCAGCUCACGCACACGGGCAAGAAGCUCUUCGUGUGCAACGUGUGCGGAAAAGGUUUCACCCGUUCCGUCACGCUGAAGACUCAUGAACUCAUCCACACGGGACAGAAACCCUUCAAGUGCGAGGAGUGUCCCAAGACCUUUCGCCACGCCGUCAACCUCAAGAACCACCAGAGGAUCCACAGCGGCGUGCGGCCCUUCAGCUGCGACCUCUGUGGGAAGAGCUUCCGCCAGUCAGUGAACCUGAAGAUCCACCGCAGAAUCCACACCGGCGAGCGGCCGUUCAGCUGCCAGGAGUGCGGCAAGACGUUCAGCCAGCAAAGCAGCUUGAUCUCACACGGCCGCACGCACUCGUCCGAGAAGCCGUUCGCCUGCAGCUCCUGCGACAAGAGGUUUAACAACGCCAACAGCCUGAAGCUGCACGAGCGCGUCCACUCGGGGGAGAAGCCGUACACCUGCGACAUCUGUGGCAAGACCUUCAGUCAGGGAAGUCAUCUGAGGACGCACAAGAGACACGUCCACGCCGGCGGGAAACAGUUCAUCUGCGACAAAUGCGGGAAGAGAUACUCGGACCAACGCAACCUGAAGCUGCACAAGUGCAGCUACGCAUGAACGAGAUGACGCAGGGACUUAAAAUGAAAUGAAUUAAAGUUCUGGACAUUCAGGGAUUAAAACUCAUUUUGAAUUUUAUUUUACUUUAAAGAGGAAAAUAAUUUAUUCAGUGUUGAGGGGGGUAAACCAAUCAGAUGUCAUGUGUGUUGAUAUGUGCUGGGCUUUGAACAUUACCCAUGAGCCUCUUCUCACAGCAGUGCACAAUCUUUGACCUUUGAUAUUUAGAGGUGAGCGAGGACUUAAAGUAUGAGGUGUGACUGUCUGCGUGGACGCUAAAUACUUUAUGGACGAUAGCAAGCAAUCGUGUAACGGCUGCUCACAGUUCUACAACGGAGCAAAGAACCCGGUUACAGAUCCCUCAUCUUUUCCUGAGAAGUGUCAAAGUGUUUUUGUUCAUUAUGAAACUGACGAGACAAAUUAGAAAAUAUCACAGUGGAUAUAAUGAAUGAAACUCGGGUUCAGGGCUGAGCUUUCACAGCGCCCCCUAGUGGAUGUUCAGAAUGAUUGGACCAGAAGAGGACACCUGUCUGAAAUAAGCCCGGCCCAGUGGAACACUGUUCUCUGAUUGGUUGAAAACAUAAGUACAAAUGAUGCUGCUCAAUGCGUUUGUAAAUAUUCACAUUGUAGGAUUUUUAUAAUAUUUCAGAAUUUUGUAAAAACUAAUAAAUGUUAAAGUUCUGUUGCAA